AUGAAUCAAGCUGUGGAUGAAAAUACGAGUGGUAUGGUGUGGAUGCGCGAGAUUCUUGGGCGACAGACGUUGUCGCAGCUGGAGGACGCAAGCCGUGAUCUGAACCUAGUGAAUUGCUUUUACAAUGGCUUUGAAAUGUGGUGGCUAGCCGGCAUGCCAAUCACCCUCGUCUUCGUUCUUACGCUACUAAGCUUUUCUUUAGUAUCGGGUAUUAGUGGCUUGGAAAAGUCAAUGCGCUGGAAUGAGAUGCUUCCUACAUCUAUCUUGCACUCUGUAAACAGAUUAAAUCGAUUGCUUUGUGCUGACUUGAUGGAAGAAAAGAUGGCAAAGACCGCCAUACUGAGUGGUAGAGGCGACCUCAAAAUUCCACGCCACAUAGCGGUUAUAAUGGAUGGCAACAGACGCUACGGCAAAAUUAAGUAUGGAGCAGGAGUGCGAGGACACUCGGAUGGCAGCAAAACGCUUGUGAAUUUUACGGGCUGGUGCAUUGAAGCGGGAAUCACGAUGCUCACAGUAUUUGCUUUCUCGACAGAAAACUGGAAUCGCGAACAAUCUGAAAUUGACGCUUUAAUGAACUUGUUUAACGAGUUCAUGCAUGAGAUUGUACCAGAGGCUCUAAAAAAAAGUAUACGCGUGCGUGUGCUGGUUUCUGAUGGCCGAAAAAUGCCUCCUUAUAUUUUAAAGGCGAUAGAGGAGAUCGAAACGCAGACGCGGCAUUGUUCUAAGUUCAGUCUCAAUCUGUGUGUCAGUUAUGGUGCACGUGAUGAAAUUGUAAAUGCCUGCAGAAAAAUUGCAAUGGAAGUUUCUAAUGGCGAUACAUCCAUUUUAGACAUAAAUGAAGACUUGCUUAGUCAACGCAUGCUCACAGCUGGCUUGCCUGAUCCCGAUAUCCUCAUUCGAACAUCCGGUGAGCUUCGCAUCAGCAACUUCUUGCUUUUUCAGAUCGCAUACUCAGAGCUUAUCUUUAUAGACAAAAUGUGGCCUGAGGUUGUGCAAGACGAUGUACAAAAUAUCAUUGUCGAGUUUAAUCUACGAAAACGUCGUUUUGGAAAAUAA
This is a messenger RNA of Plasmopara halstedii, 1056 nucleotides long. Its product is annotated as di--cis-decaprenylcistransferase. Lineage: Eukaryota; Oomycota; Peronosporomycetes; Peronosporales; Peronosporaceae. The record is from RefSeq and is a predicted model, not a curated record. The coding region runs from base 1 to 1056 and encodes 351 amino acids. The transcript is spliced from 4 exons. Gene Ontology annotation, biological process: polyprenol biosynthetic process. Gene Ontology annotation, cellular component: endoplasmic reticulum.